GCUGUGAUACAAAACUCAACUCCAGACAGGUCACCGGUUUCCGGUUUCCGCUAAACAACGUCAACAGUGAAAGACGAAGAGGAGAAAUACCUUCAAUGCAGAUGCUCUGUGUAAUCUCUAAUUUACAUCCCAAGAGUGACUUGUCAGAUUAACGUGGCAUCUGUUCAGUGAACUGCUCAGUCUUGAGCCACUACAGCACCAUAGCAGUGGUGCUCCCCUGAACUGAGCCAUCACCAUGGAAACGGACACAGAUGUUAUACCGAUCUGGCAGAACAAGCCUCAUGGGUCCACUCGGAGUGUUGUGAGAAGAAUAGGCUCAACUCUUCCACUUAGACCUCCACAAAGAGCAUGUUUUCAGGAACUGCCAGGUCUACCGUCUCUUCGCCCUAUGGAUGGGCCCAUGGUUCCCACCUUAGCAGAUAUCGCUUGGAUUGUUGCGGAUGAAGAGGAGACGUAUGCCAGAGUGCGGAGUGAUUCUCGCCCUCUUAAGCACGAAUGGAGGCCCACGCCUCUACUGGUGCUCCACAGGAACUCAUCCGUGCCCAACUUCCGCCGUGAGGGCAAGCGAGUGGAAGGGCUGAAGAAGCCUGGUGUGACGGCGCUCAACCGCACCACCGCCCUGCAGGAUGAGCUGAGCAGGCUCCGAGCGCAGAUCGCAAAGAUUGUGGCCGGUGAUACUGGCUCCAACCCUUUAACCCCUGACCUUCUUUCCCCCGACGACACCACCAUGAGCUUCUCCAUGGCGCCCUUCGAGACCGCCCCGUACCAACCAGCCGCCACGGCCGCCGCCUCUUUUGUCAUCAGCGAUGUCACCGAAGAAGAGGAGGAGGAAGAAGAAGACGAGGACAAGGACAUGGUCUCCGUGGUGUCAGAGCUCGUCCCCGACCCAAUGCCGCCGGUGUCGAUGACGGCGUCGGCGACAUUUGACCUGGACAGACCCAGCAUGGACUACCGCGAGGCGGAAGAGGACACGGUGUCGCUGUCCAAGUCCACCAGCUUUGCAGAUGUGAUGGACAUCCUGAAGGACAUGAACCGCAUGAAGAUGAGCAAGGACAGGUACAACAGAGGCUGCACAUCGCUGAGAGAGGAGGACUCCGCCUCUCUGAUCUCAGAAGCUCUGAGGAAAAAGUUUGUCCUAAAGGAAGAAGACACCUUGUCCGUGAAGCGGAAGUAGCCUGCCUUCCCACGUUCAUCCUCACCUUACUACCCCAUGCCUUUCCCAUGAACUAUCAUGGACCACAACCUUGCUCCUCAGACCUCAGUGCAGUAGUGGCCUGCCAGACUUAGAAACAGAAAACACAUGUGAACUGUAUCACAUAAUAUAUUUAUCUUUUUUUUACAUUUCAGUGUGUACAGAAUGGACCGGUUCAUCUGAGGACUGACUAAACGGCCCUUUAAGAAGCAUUUUUACCCCUCCAGCUUUGAAAAGGAGCCUUUUUGCAUUUUGUUGAAGGGUUUUUAAUUGGGAAAUUCAGUUCUGUACCAUACUUGAAAAUGACAACACUACGGGCAUGCACUGCAUCUCGUGUUAACACAAGCUAUAUUAAGAUUUGAAGAGUGUGAUAUCUUCGGCCUGUGUGAGUUACAUAGUAUGCAACAGAUUUAAGCUUGUGCCAGCCUAUGACAUGAAGAAAAGUCAGCUGUAUGUGUGUUUUACAUCAUUUUGUACAGUAACCUGCAAGUUGCGACUUUGAAUAUUCCUAGUGACGCCUUACCGCACGUCUGUUGCCUGAUUUUACUCCCCCUACUGUGCCAUGGCUUUUCAUUUUAAUCAGUCCACCCCUCGUUGCCUAACAUUUUAGGUUCCCAUUCUCAAUGUAUCACAUUUGCCAUUGAGCAAAAUUAGCAUCUCUUGCUUUGAAAAACAAUGGGUUACCUUUGUCCUUCUUAAAAGUCUCCUUUUUUCCAGUCAUUCGCUUGCUUAUUGUUGGAAAGACAAGAUGAAUUCCGUUAUGUUGGAAAAAACCUUUCCACAGAUUUUUGUCUUUACCUCGUAGGGUUGAACCCAGCACUGCAUUGUAUCACUUGUAAGGUUUUUUUUUUGUCAUGUAAGGAUUUGUAAAUAAAGUUGGACAGAUGUUUUGAAA
Molecule: messenger RNA, 2087 nt
Organism: Dunckerocampus dactyliophorus (ringed pipefish)
Lineage: Eukaryota; Metazoa; Chordata; Actinopteri; Syngnathiformes; Syngnathidae
Gene: mtfr1l
Product: mitochondrial fission regulator 1-like
Exons: 8
Coding region: 236-1174 (312 amino acids)
Biological process (GO): aerobic respiration; mitochondrial fission
Cellular component (GO): mitochondrion
Source: RefSeq, a predicted model, not a curated record